GAAUAAUCGUUCGAGCUUGGAAGAUGGCUGAUCUUGGGAAUUGGACCUUCGCCGAAGUAUUGUCAAUGGAUUCGUUCCACAUUGUUUUUCAGUAGCUGCAUCAUCGUGGCGCUCAAUUCUGUGUUGUGAUCGCUUCCUCAGCAAUUGGAAUUGAGAUGUGGGGCAGGAUUUAAUGGGGCGAGUUCCAAGGAAUCUGUUGUCGAGUGCCGUUAUGGUGUGAAGCUUCGGCGGCGAAUUUGGAGUACCGGAGGAAAGUGGCGUAAUUCUGAGAGGUGGGGUGGUGAAUGAAUGAGCUGGUUCGACCAUGAAUCGAGCCUCUUGGGUAGUGAUUCUUGGGGGCGGCACGGCGGGUGGGUAUGCGGCCUCGAAGUUUGUGAAGCACGCGCUGUGAGUCCUAGCCAUUUAUUUGUUUCUCCACAAGUCAGGACAUGGACUCAGGAAUUCCGAUCCGGGCUAAGUGUUUCGACUUCGUUUUGUGGAGAUCGUUUGCGAGAGAGAUUUGGAACGAAAGUCGAAGAGACUCAGACUCUACUGAAGUGGGCUUCAUUGUACGACCUUACUUGGACGACUUCAAAGAGCGACUCACGCUCGAGAAAUGCGCCGUCUUAGUGAAUUAUAAGUACCCUGUGUUGGGAACUUUUCCGUCUACGUAAUGACAGACGCGGCAGCCUCUCCAGCGCCUUUCCAUAGUGAUGUCAAGGGACAGUUGCAUGUCGUUCACGCUCACAUCUCUGCAGCUCAUGCUGUGCUUACUCAUUCUGAAAUGGAACGAAUUAAGCGAUCAUGACCACCUUCGUUCCCCUCCCUUGCCUUAAUGCUGCUGAGGCAAUUUUAUUGUGACAACGUGGGUGAGCCUGAGCUCAUCGGAAACCUAGUCAUAUAGUUCUAGGCUUCUUGGGUGCACAAUGGGAGGCUGUUGGGGCGUUUCUUCAUGGAAGUUCCAAAGUAGAGUUAGCUGCACUAGCAUAGGCUACCAGAGAACUACCCCAUUCAUAGGUUUCUGAUUUCUUACAGAAAUAGUGCCUGGACCUUGUACAUUCAACAGCCUAUGCCUCCGAUGUCGUGUAUCGGUCCCGCUACCACUGUUGAGAUUUGGACCUGACCUUGCAGCAGUCCAAGCCUUUCACAGCAGUAGAAUUGUCGGUAAUGACGUGGACGGCAGAAACCUAAUUUCUAUUGCCUACGUGGGAAGUCUUGUAAAACUACCAUCCGUUACGUUGAAUAGAGCGACCAAGCCAAAUGGUUCGAGAGUUUUUGUGUCGUCUUGUGGGUUGAAUUUAAGAGUUCGUUAUGGCAUGUACCACGUGGCAUGCCAUUCAAGUCGACACCUUCCUGAAGCUCCGCUGACGGAAAAACCUCGUCCACCAUUUUUCCGAAUUAAGUCGAGGUCAUCCAUCCGCAUUGCAAUCAGAAUCCUUCCAUAAUUCCGCAUCAUUCGUCCAUCGGUGUCGGUACUAUGCGGGCUAGUUUCCCAGACAGGAGUCCAUGAUUGCUGCCGCGAUUGUCACUCCCGACAAGUACUCGUCUGGGGAGGCGGGACAAGCUUCGGGGGGAAGGAAUGGUCGAUGUGAUCGAACUCCCAAGGCCCUGCCCGGCGGUUUCACUCUGUGCACGGCCGGCCGUUGACCGUGGGGUUCGAAGGCACAUGCGAUAGCGUACCUUAUUUUGUGUUUGUCAAGGUGGGGUGGAGAUGGCUUCCUCUGCAGAUGAUGGUGUUCUUGGUAGCUCCAGUAGGAGAUGGUGGUCAUGAUGAUGUUGGUGGUGCGAAAAAGGUGGAGAUGGCAACGCUGCUGAGCAAGAUGCGGUGAGGGUAGGGGUGAUGAGGAGGACGUGCGGUUGCGAGGGUGCAAAUAAGCUUGGGCCAGGGAGCUUCGACUGU
Molecule: messenger RNA, 1879 nt
Organism: Physcomitrium patens
Lineage: Eukaryota; Viridiplantae; Streptophyta; Bryopsida; Funariales; Funariaceae
Source: RefSeq, a predicted model, not a curated record